CCAAGCCUCUCAAUGCUGCAUUUACUGAAACAAGUGGCUUAGAAAUUUUCAGCGAUGUCGCUGUUCCCAGACCUCCCUCUCUGUGGUGGACUCGCUCUGUGAGGCAGUGCAGCAGUCAGACGGCUCUGAUGGCAGAGCAGGGCAGGUGCACUGAGCAAGAACAGCUACCAAUAUCACCUGUGGUGGAAAUCUAGUACGAAGGACAACAAAAAAAGGAAGAGGAGGAGCAGAGUCUUUGGAGAGCAGAGGUCUUGCCGUGUCUACAAACCCACCCCACCCUGCUCUCUCUCAUAUGCACACACAGACACACUCUUCCCUUGCCUCUCCCGUCUUCCCUCCCUGUUUGUCUCCCCCACUCUCCGAUGCUGGUGUGGUGAACAGCAGGACACUCGGUUGAGCUGCAUGGAGGCACAGGGAGGGGCAGGGAGCCCAGAUCCCAAUAAAGACAUCCAGAAGCUGCUGAAGCCCUCCAGCUCCGGUGACAUAUCCAAGGAGUUGUUCCACCACACAGUAGGGGACGAGGAGGAGGGCAGCCUGUCAGGGCACACUGCGAGUCUCCUGCACAUCGCUGAGAAAAGACAACCACUGAGUAGUGUGUCUUCUUUGGAGGUUCACUUUGACCUCCUUGAUCUGACUGAGCUGACGGACAUGUCCGACCAGGAGCUUGCUGAAGUUUUUGCUGACUCUGAUGAGGAGAACCACAACGAGUCCCCAGCAGGUUCCCACCAGCCUGUGCUUCCCAGAGGUGGGUACAUGCGCUCUCCCUCGUGGACACGCUGCAGCAGAGUUGAACACCCGCGGGAGAGAAAGCAUCAUAGCGACUCGGACACCGCAGAGCCCUUAAUGAAACUGGAGAGGCCGAAGCAGCCGUGACAUCUGACGUUAAACAGCCAGGACUGCAGAAGAAAAAAACCCAGAGCCAGACAGACUGACAGACAGACAGACAGACAGACAGACAGACAGACAGACAGACAGACAGACAGACAGACAGACAGACAGACAGACAGACAGACAGACAGACAGACAGACAGACACCGCCUGCAGAACAACAAAGCGGACCAAAUGGCCCCAUUUGCCAAUGCACACUCACAUAAGGUUAACAGAGUUCAGGUUAAGCUCUGGACAACAAGCUCUGUACUCCAACAUGUUAAGAUGUGCAAUACACACCCUCCCCCUCUCCCUCUCCUUCUCCCUCUCCCUCUCCCUCUCCCUCUCCCUCUCUCUCUCUCUCCACCCAAUAAUUGUGUUUUUCAUGCAAAGGGUUCUUAAUGCACUCUGGGCUGACAUACAAUUAUAAGCUUCUUUUUUUCUCUCGGAUGACAGACAGGGUAUGAGGUCAGCAGAAUAACAGCACCUCCAUUCUUACAGCCUCUUACAGCCUCUCAGGGUGUGAAAUAGCCUGGACAGUUUGAUUGAUUCCUAAAUUCUGUGCUAAGGGUGUUGCCAGACAUUUCAUGGUGAAUUUCAGACUUCACAUUGAAUUACCAGGAUAUGAUUCGAAACAGAAAUCAAUAGCUGUUCAAAAUGAAAUGUCUUGCUAAGGCUAUCACUUAAGAAGUGUGACAGGGUUUUUCUGUUGCCUGCAUAAAGGUAACUUGAUCAGUGGAAGACGUCAGUGAGGCCACGCUCUUUAUAUCCACCAUACCUUCUUCAUCUCAAUGAAGAAUGUGUGUUGAUAUUAUGAUUGCCUAAAUCCAAUGUUUGGCACUUCGCUCACUGUAUUGUAUUACAGUGACCCCCAGAAUUAUUGGCAUUCGGUAAAGAUGACAGAACAGAUUAACAAAGUAAGUAGCAAGUUAUAUGCUAAACAAUACUCAAACAAUGUUCUUAAGUAAAUCCCAUUUUUGUAUUAUUUAAAAAAGGAUGGUUAUCAGAGUUGCUGCAGCUGGAGUUAUUACAGUUGGUUCUUUAAUGUUUGUAGAUGCAUUAACUUGGUGGGUGAAAUAAAGGGAGAAUUGCAUCAGUGAACUUGAAUGCCAAAAACACAAUAAAGUGCCAACAAUUUUGUAAUCAUCUUUUGAAAGAUCUCUUUCCACACAUGAUGCAAUAUUUCACAUAUUUUAAAGAAAGGGUUAAAGCUGAUUACUUGAUGCAUUUAUCUGAUUAUUAGCUUGUCUAUACCAGGAGUGCCAAUAGUUCUGAAUACUGUGAUAAGAAUGAUCAAAAGUGACACUGGGAUGAUGGAAGAAUAAAUAAAAACCUUCAAAAAGAA
Molecule: messenger RNA, 2212 nt
Organism: Eleginops maclovinus (Patagonian blennie)
Lineage: Eukaryota; Metazoa; Chordata; Actinopteri; Perciformes; Eleginopidae
Gene: dbndd1
Product: dysbindin domain containing 1
Exons: 4
Coding region: 403-873 (156 amino acids)
Biological process (GO): negative regulation of protein kinase activity
Cellular component (GO): cytoplasm
Source: RefSeq, a predicted model, not a curated record